Messenger RNA from Tachysurus fulvidraco (yellow catfish), 1547 nucleotides. RefSeq names its product nucleoporin 42 (gene nup42). Gene Ontology annotation, cellular component: nuclear envelope. Bases 101 to 1363 code for a protein of 420 amino acids. Gene Ontology annotation, molecular function: metal ion binding; nuclear export signal receptor activity. The transcript is spliced from 7 exons. The record is from RefSeq and is a predicted model, not a curated record. Lineage: Eukaryota; Metazoa; Chordata; Actinopteri; Siluriformes; Bagridae.
UUCCCACUCUAUACCAAUAGGUGGCGGUAAUGCACCACCGGUCUGCUGUGUACCGCUAACACUACAGAAGAAGAAAAGUGUUGCGUGUGUUUGUGUAACAAUGACGGUGUGUAGUUACUUUCUCGAAGGAAGAUGUCGUUAUGGGGAUAAAUGUUGGAAUGAACACCCGAGAGGAGGCAGACAUGCAGGUGGAGGGUCAGUAAACCGGGUGUGGGUGAACCCAACUCAGCGCUCGGGGGGAGGCGUGGUCCAGCCCUCAUCUUUCAGCCGCGGAGGGGGAGACUGGGGCAGAGGGAACAGCGGAGCUGGGAGAGAUGAUCGGAGCUCUAACUUCAGCUUUACUACACAGAACCGGUUCUCUAACCUGAGCAACACACAGAGUGGAUACAGGAGAACUGGGGGAGGAGGAGGAGGCGGAGGAGGAGGGGAUGGAGGUGGAGAUGACACAGAUAAACAGCUAGACAUGAUUCAGAAGGACAUGGAGGUGUGGCAGAGCUCAGGACAGUGGCUCUUCUCCUGCUACGCCAUCCUCAAAGCCUCCAUCACAGGGUUUGUGGAGCUAUCACCAGAGGAGCUGAGAAUGGAGUACUACACCAGCAGGGCCACAGGAGACCUACAGUCCUUUGUUAAUUCAGUCCAGCAGUUGGCCAAUCAGUGGAGAUCCAGAGUUCAGGAACUAAGAGCCAUGAGCCCUAACACUCGUGCAUCUAUGAUAGCAGAGCUGAGCAAUCCAGGAGCACAGACCCCCUCAGGUGGAGAACUCUUCAGUUCAUCAUCAUCAUCAUCAUCUGGAUUUGGAGCGCCAACAACAUCUGGAUUUGGAGCGCCAACAACAUCUGGAUUUGGAGCGCCAACAACAUCUGGAUUUGGAGCGCCAACAACAUCUGGAUUUGGAGCGCCAACAACAUCUGGAUUUGGAGCGCCAACAACAUCUGGAUUUGGCUCAUCUUCAUCUGGGUUUGGAGAAGGAGGAUUUGGCUCAAGUGCUGCCGGAUUUAGCUUCUCGGCGUCUAAUCCCGGGUUUGGCUCAUCAGGGAGUCAGACAGGUUCAUCCCAGUUUGGCUCAUCAGCUCCCUCAGCCUCCACCUUCUCCUUCGCUGAUCCUGCAGGAGCGACAGCGAGUAAAAGCUCCGCAGCAGGGUUCAGCUUCUCCUCUGCAUCUGCAGGAGGCUUCGGCAGCUCGUCCCCUGCUCCUGGUGGUGGAGCGAGUGUGAGUGCAGGGGACAGGAAGAGUGCAGGAGACAGCCCGUACACUCCUCUGAGUGAACUCACACCAGAUGAGCUCCGAGAGUUCACUGCUAAACGAUUCACACUGGGACAGAUUCCUCUCAGACCACCGCCCGCUGAGCUGCUCACUGUCUGAUAUCUGUUUAGACAAAUCUGACGUCAGUCUGACUUCAGGCCCAGAGGAAAUAUGGACUAGAGGAUUUGUGGACAUUUAGAACAGUUUUAAAAUAAAUACUGUAUAUAAGAUGUUUAAUGGUAUUAAUUCAUGAUGAAUCAGUUGUACAUCAUGGCAGAAGUAGGUAGUAAAACAGUGACAUGCA